Spodoptera exigua (beet armyworm) is the source of this 762-nucleotide messenger RNA. The record is from the annotation of a GenBank genome assembly. NCBI's taxonomy places the organism in Eukaryota, Metazoa, Arthropoda, Insecta, Lepidoptera, Noctuidae.
AUGGGUCGGCUCGACCGGAGUGAUACCACGGCCUCACUGAAUACCGGCGUGAAACAACUCACAGCGUUGUGUUUCGCCGUAUUACCAAUCACGCUUCUGUUCUGCGGGGCAGUUGGGUUAGUGCUCGCAUACUCCGGACCUGAUCUACCGCCUGGUCCAUACUGUGGACGCACUGGGGAGUGCUGUAAAGACAGGCAGGAUAGCUGCUCACAUAGGAUUCUAGAUAGCAAAUGUUACUGCGACCAGUUCUGCAACAGAACCCAAGGCCACGAUGACUGUUGCCCAGACUACCCACAGGUCUGUCUUGGAGUCACCCCCCCUCCAGAAUAUAAUACAAUGGGCUGCAGAUACGCGCGCAAGAUCUAUGUCCCUGGUGACACUGUCAACCAAGACUGUCAUGUUUGCGAAUGCACGGUGGUCCCUGGAGGUGGAAGCGAAUGGAAGUGCGACGAGGACCCUUGUAUGAUGAGUGAUGAGGUGUUGAGGAACGUCAGACAAGCUGGCCUGUCCUGGAGAGCUGCCAACUACACACAGUUUCAGGGCAAGAAACUUAAAGAUGGACUCAUUUAUAAACUCGGAACCCUGCCAUUGAGCCGUGAGACCGCCCGCCUAGGACCCAUCAACAUUGACAAGGACAUUCCCUACCCACCACAGUUCGAUGCUAGGCAGCACUGGAAGAACUACAUCUCUCCUGUCGUGGACCAGGGCUGGUGUGGAUCCGACUGGGCAGUUUCGCUAGCUACUAUUGUUUCUGAUAGGUAA